CCGCGGUAUAUAAUAAAAUUGAUCUCCGUCCAUCGUGUAGUGACUGUGAGACUCUGAAAGACGCAGUUAAAACACGCGUCACAGUGAAAAUGUUUACGUUUAAUAGAUUUUUGUCUUCCAUCUUUGUUUUAUCUUGUGUUAUAAAUGGCUGUUUGUUCAAAGAGCUUCCGGACUACAUCCACGUCUGCCAGAGAGACCCGGCCACAAUCAAUGACUGCGUCGUGAAGUCCAUAGAAUCACUCCGGCCACAGCUCACCAAUGGCAUCCCUGAGCUGGGGGUCCCCUCUAUCGAGCCCUUCUUGAUUAAUGAGAUCAAAGCUUUGACAUCAGACAACACGCUCAUUCGUGCAAGUGGUCACAACAUCAAAGUUACCGGUGCAAGCGCAUUCGUGAUCAAGAGUUUGUCAGUGGACCUUGACACGCUGAAGAUAAGGGUGCGCCUGCGCUUCCCAAAGCUGCACUUCGAGGGAGACUACAAGCUGGAUGCCCAGGUCCUCAUCGUGCCACUGAAGGGAGAAGGACAACUGAACGCUGAUGCUGUGAAAUGUGACGCGGAGCUGGUGUUCCACUCUCAGAUCAUCACGAAGGACGGAGUGGAGUACGUCAAGUUCAAGAAGAUCGAAGCCGACAUCAGCAUCAAGGACUACAGAGUCAAGCUGGACGGACUCUUCAACGGAGACAAGACUUUAGGUGAGGCCGCGAACCAGGCCAUCAACCAGAACAGAGGAGAGUUCCUCAAGGCUACCAAACCUCAUUUGGAGAAGACAGUGGCCACGAACCUCCUGCGAGUUGCCAACAACAUCGUGGACGGACUCACGCUUGACCAGCUCUUCCCCAAACCCUAGACAGAGUUCCUAAUCUAGAAUAACUUAGGUUUAUAAGCCCACUGUGAUUUAUACUCGUUGAAAUAGUUUUCUAUGUGAGUUUAUAUAAUUUUUGAUGUUUACAAAUGAAAUGUUGGUUCUAAUUUUUUACAUGACGACAUGACAUGUGUUUAUUUGUUUUUUUUUUAUUUGGAGAAAGAUAAAUAAUUAAUUUAUGUUGUAAAUUAUCAAGACUUUUAUAAAUAGAAAUGGAAUUAAAAUUUCGUAUUUAAUUGUAACGAUGUUUAAAUUAUAUUAACAAAAAUAA
Messenger RNA from Spodoptera frugiperda (fall armyworm), 1131 nucleotides. RefSeq names its product protein takeout. Lineage: Eukaryota; Metazoa; Arthropoda; Insecta; Lepidoptera; Noctuidae. Bases 90 to 845 code for a protein of 251 amino acids. The record is from RefSeq and is a predicted model, not a curated record. The transcript is spliced from 6 exons.